AUGCCUCCCAGACUCCAUUUGGUCCGCCACGCAGAGGGCUUGCAUAAUCUCGGCAUGGCCUACUGGUCUCUCGAGGACCCGCCUCUGACCGAGAAGGGCAGGGAGCAGUGCUCCAAGCUCAGAGAGCAUUUCCCCUCGCAUCCCAGCGUUGAACUUGUCGUAUCGUCGCCCAUGCAUCGUGCCAUCGCGACUGCAGUGGAGAGCUUCCGGCCGCUGUUUGAUCGUCUCCCGGGCUCUAGGUUGGUGGCACUGCCGGAUCUCCAGGAGAUCAGCAGCUUCCCCUGCGACAUUGGAAGUGAAGUGACCGCACUUCAGGCGAAAACGGAGGAGUUGGGCGUUCACAUAGAUUGGAGCCAUGUGGAGGACGGGUGGACGAGCAAGGACGGACGAUACAAGCCCACCAGAGAAGCGAUUCAGGAGCGGGCUCGUGCCGCCCGGCGGUGGCUCUAUGAGAGGCCAGAAAAGGAGGUGGUGGUAGUCACGCAUGGGGCCUUCUUACACUUCCUGACCGAGGAUUGGGAAGACAGUUGUGUGUACGAAGGGACGGGCUGGGCCAACACCGAGUAUCGCACGUAUGAGAUGACCGCCGCUCCGGAGGAUGACGAGAUCUCGCUGGUGGAGUGUGACAGCUCGCGGGUCCGCCGUGGCAAGACUCACGGGGCAUCUUCACGAGAUGAACAAAGUCGAUUGUAUGGGAUGGCGCUGCAAGGGUGGGAGGAACAGGGCUACUUGUUAAAUGGGAUCACCCAGACGGCGAUUGAUCGAAACUCAUCUCCUGCAUCCCGCCUGAUGCUAGGCGUCUUUAGUCAUUUACCCCCAAGCACUGCGUCCGACAAAGACUGUACCAAGUGCAAGUCGCGACGGAUCCAAUGUGACCGGAGCUUGCCCAAGUGCCGGAAAUGCAUCUCGCGUAAUUAUGACUGUCCAGGCUAUGGGCCGGUGUUCAAAUGGGUCCAAGGGGUGGCCAGUCGGGGCAAACUAAGCGGCCAGGCAAUUCCCGUGCCCAAGAAGAAUGAGAACGGGGAAGAAGAGCGCAGGGAAUGUCGCACUCCGCAUCACUCUCAGCUGCAGAAUGCGGAGUUGACGGGAUCGGAGAUCUACACUCAACCAGAGAGUCCGGCAGAGGCCCUCUUGUCCCACUUGCUAGCUCAUUUUGACCAGCAUGUCGCGACAAGGCUUGCAUGGGUGGAUGGGCCCGACAACCCCUGGCGAAACCUCGUCAUGCAAUUGACGCAUUCGUCUCCGGUGGUCCUCUACUCUGUUCUCGCAAUGGCCUCGGAAGACUUGAUCCUUCGCUAUGAGGCCGGGCACCGCCUGCGCCGCCUGCAGGCUGCUUCGUUGGACUAUAAAAGCAAGACCCUGUCGUUGCUCGGACAGCAGCUGGACAUGCUGCCACGAGAAGGCUCGGGGUCGCCCGGGCAUAACCACCAAGUACGAUGUAUUCUCGCCGCAAUUCUGCUUCUGUACAACGUGGAGCUGCUCACGGCAGAAGAUGCGCGUUGGCGAGUACACAUUCAAGGGGCGCGCGCGGUCAUCCAAUGGAUGUCCCAGGCCGUCGCUCGUCGCAAUGUGGAAGACCAAGUGGAUGUCUUCCUGCUCUAUGAGUACUACUAUUCUUCAGUGUUCAUGGGGCUGACGACUUUCGACCCUUUGGAGGAAACCUCGAAAACAAUUCAAACCCACGAUACGUUGACCGUAUUCAGCGACUUUGUUCAAGUCAUGCAGACGGUCACUCGUGCUGAGCGGGAGAAGCACGCUGGGAACCCCGACGCUAUCCUGCCCACACUGGAGGAUAUCAUGGAGGAGAUAGAUGCGGCGAAAUCCAGGACCUUGCUGCUCAGCCAGCGUAUCCAAUUUCGGUCGGCUGACGCACAGCGAGAUUUCGACCAUCUCUCCCCCAUGUACUACCAUGCGUGCUUGAUAUAUAGUCAUCGGGUCCUAGGGGAUUGUUCCGCCGAGGAACCGUGCAUUCUCCUAUCGCGUGACGCAGUGCUGGACCACGUCUCUUGUCUGACUCACAGCGCGUCGUUUGCCCAGGAUCUGGUCUGGCCACUUUUCAUCGCUGGCACGGAGUGCAGAGGAUGUCCCACCAAACAGGCGACGGUGGAACGUGCGAUGCUGGCCGUGAUGCAGAUCAGUGGCCGGCUGGACCGCGAUCGCGUGCUGGCCUUUUUGAAGACAUACUGGGAAACAAAGUUGAGUCCCGAUGUGACCUGGAUUCAAUUCGCCCGGUCCAGAGCGGCGGAUUGUCGUUUUCUGAUCAUCUGA
Molecule: messenger RNA, 2268 nt
Organism: Aspergillus aculeatinus CBS 121060
Lineage: Eukaryota; Fungi; Ascomycota; Eurotiomycetes; Eurotiales; Aspergillaceae
Exons: 5
Coding region: 1-2268 (755 amino acids)
Biological process (GO): positive regulation of transcription by RNA polymerase II
Cellular component (GO): nucleus
Molecular function (GO): DNA-binding transcription factor activity, RNA polymerase II-specific; zinc ion binding; transcription cis-regulatory region binding
Source: RefSeq, a predicted model, not a curated record